This is a messenger RNA of Dunckerocampus dactyliophorus (ringed pipefish), 4685 nucleotides long. RefSeq names its product CUGBP Elav-like family member 3. Gene Ontology annotation, cellular component: cytoplasm; nucleus; ribonucleoprotein complex. NCBI's taxonomy places the organism in Eukaryota, Metazoa, Chordata, Actinopteri, Syngnathiformes, Syngnathidae. Gene Ontology annotation, molecular function: mRNA binding. Bases 352 to 1713 code for a protein of 453 amino acids. Gene Ontology annotation, biological process: mRNA splice site recognition; regulation of alternative mRNA splicing, via spliceosome. The record is from RefSeq and is a predicted model, not a curated record. The transcript has 14 exons.
UGACUGCCCCGCCCACUGGAGGGAUGGAGCGAGAUGGACAGGGAGGGAGACACCGGCUUACGACGUCAAAGGAGUACACACACACACGCGCGCGCACACACACACACACAUACAAAGUGAGAGAGGAGAGCCAAGAGACAAUUCCCUGAACGAAGCCUAAAUACCCGUCUGUCCCCGGUGAGAGAUUUUCUCCAAAAACAUUUGGAACUGAAUGACGGAGCGUGGUGGGGUGCUGUUAAAAUGGUCCAAAUGGAUUUAAAGACGUCAAAUUAACUGCACAGUUGAAGAAGAAGAAGACGGCGAGGCGCCCACUGUUUGAUUCCCUGCCACGACCAGCACCACAGACUCCCAAUGAAGGAGCCUGACGCAAUCAAGCUCUUCAUUGGGCAAAUACCCCGAAACCUGGAGGAAAAGGACCUGAAGCCCAUCUUCGAGCAGUUCGGCAAGAUUUACGAGCUGACGGUGAUCAAGGACAAAUACACGGGCUUGCACAAAGGAUGUGCCUUCCUGACGUACUGCGCGCGUGAGUCCGCUCUCAAAGCCCAGAAUGCACUGCACGAACAGAAGACACUGCCAGGGAUGAACCGCCCCAUCCAGGUGAAGCCAGCAGAUAGCGAGAGCAGAGGGGAAGACAGGAAGCUGUUUGUGGGCAUGCUGGGAAAGCAGCAGACGGACCCCGACGUGAGAAAGAUGUUCGAACCCUUCGGCAGCAUCGAGGAGUGCACUGUGCUCCGCGGGCCGGACGGCACCAGCAAAGGGUGUGCAUUUGUUAAGUUCCAGAGCAACGCUGAGGCCCAGGCUGCUAUCAACGCUCUUCAUGGGAGCCGUACACUACCAGGAGCCUCAUCCAGUCUGGUUGUGAAGUUUGCCGAUUCGGAGAAGGAGCGGGGGCUUCGGCGGAUGCAGCAGGUGGCCUCUCAGCUGGGAGUCAUCAGUCCCAUGACCCUGCACCUCGGGGCCUACAACGCCUACGCGCAAGCUUUGAUGCAGCAGCAGGCGCUGGUGGCCCAGUCAGCCUACCUCUCUCCUGUUGCCACGGUGGCGGCCGUUCAGAUGCAGCAGCUGGCCGCCCUCAACCCCAGCAGCAUCAUUGCCACGCCGAUCGCAUCCAUCACCCCCUCCUCAGGUACAAGCACUCCGCCCUCCAUCGCGGCCACACCGGUUCCUGCUCUGCCUCCACCAAUUGCAUUGAGCAGCUACCCCUCUGUGCCGGCGCCACCCAACACCCAAUCAGCAACUGAGACCCUGUACACCAACGGAGUCCAUGCCUAUCAAGCUCAGAGUCCUGUCCUGGACCCCCUGCAGCAAGCGUACACGGGCAUGCAGCACUACACAGCCACCUAUCCAGCCGCAUACAGCCUGGUGGGGCAGCCGUUCCCUCACCAGCCCACUCUGGUAGCUCAGCCCUCGCAGCAGCCGCAGCAGCUACAGCAGCGUGAAGGUCCCGAAGGCUGCAACAUCUUCAUCUACCACCUGCCUCAGGAGUUCACUGACUCUGAGAUCCUGCAGAUGUUCUUGCCCUUUGGAAACGUCAUCUCCGCCAAGGUCUUUGUCGACCGCGCCACCAACCAAAGCAAAUGCUUCGGUUUUGUGAGCUUCGACAACCCGUCUAGCGCGCAGACUGCCAUCCAGGCCAUGAAUGGCUUCCAGAUCGGCAUGAAGAGACUGAAGGUGCAGCUGAAGAGGCCCAAGGAUGCCAACAGACCUUACUGAAGGAGGGGAAUUUAGGAGUUCAAUCAAGAAAAACCACCUCGGGAUGUCCCAGCCUUGUUUGGUUGUCUGACCAACCACGUUAGCACAGGAGCAGCACCUCACAAGAAGCAGCGUCACGUGCCGUACGCAUACUGGGCGACAGGAAUACAUACGAUGUACAUACUCGAGCGUCAGCAUCACGGUUGUACAUGUUCAAGAAAAAGCAUAUCAGUGGUGAGCUGUAAUACUGAACAGGGUUCUACUGUAUAGUGUGAUUUGUGGCAAAAAUGAACAUUUAUUCUCUAUGACUGCCAUUGGUCUUUUUGUUAUGUAGAGUUAGUUCGAUUGAUAUGUCUGCAACAAAAAAACAAAACAGAAAGAUGAUUGAAUAGAUUUCCUCCUGCUGUACAUACAUUGGUUUGACCAAAAAAAUAAAUAAGAAAAACUUUUCAGGGGAUGGGAUAUUUUCUAUCUUUAUGUUGUAUGUUUAAUUUGUUUAGUAAUCCAUUUAAUGCGGGAGUAUGUGACUUUUUUUUUUAUUUAAGAAGAAAAGAAGAUUCCAGAUUCCUUGGAGACAACGAAUACGCUUAUUAUAGAGUUUUUAAUUACAUAAAUGUAAGGAAGUUAAGAAAACAAAAUCUUUAUUUAUUCUCUACAGUCGCUGUUUUAAAACAAUAAAGUACCGUUUCGGGAAAAAAAAAAAGGACUGUGUGAACACUUUUUGCAUCACCUGAGAAUGUGAGGAUAUUUCUCUAACUUCUAGUCUUUUGGAUGUACAAGUCGUCCCUCGCUCCAUCGCAGGUUUUCAAAAAUUCAUUCAUUAAUAAAAUGAUCCUCGGGGUAUUCAAUCGAUCGCAAGUGGACUGGUCAGGUUGUCUUAGAAGAUGUUUCGCCUCUCAUCCAAGCAGCCUUCACCAGUUCAUGCUCAAAGACUCGGUGGGACACACAAGUCGGACUAGAUAGGACAGCUCUAGUGUAGCUCAUGCUCAAAGACUAAGUGGGACACAGACCAGUCUGACUAGACAGGACAUCUCUAGUCUACCUCAUGCUCAAAGACUAGGUGGGACACACACCAGUUGGACUAGAUAGGACAGUUCUAGUCUAGUUCAUUCUCAAAGACUAAGUGGGACACACACCAGUCGGACUAAAUCGGAAAGCUCUAGUCUACCUCAUGUUCAAAGACUAGGUGGGACACACACCAGUAGGACUAGAUAGGACAGUUUAAGUGUAGCUCAUGCUCAAAGACUAGGUGGGACACACACAAGUCAGACUAGAUAGGAGAGCUCUAGUCUAGCUCAUGCUCAAAGACUAGGUGGGACACACACCUUUGGACUAGAUAGGACAGCUCGAGUGUAGCUCAUGCUCAAAGACUAGGUGGGACACCCACCAGUUGGACUAGAUAGGACAGCUCGAGUGUAGCUCAUGCUCAAAGACUAGGUGGGACACACACAAGUUGGACUAGAUAGGACAGCUCUAGUCUAGCUCAUGCUCAAAGACUAAGUGGGACACGGACCAGUCUGACUAGACAGGACAUCUCUAGUCUACCUCAUGCUCAAAGACUAGGUGGGACACACCGGUCAGACUAGAUAGGACAGCUCGAGUGUAGCUCAUGCUCAAAGACUAGGUGGGACACACACCAGUUGGACUAGAUAGGACAGUCCUAGUCUACCUCAUGUUCAAAGACUAGGUGGGACACACACCAGUAGGACUAGAUAGGACAGUUUGAGUGUAGCUCAUGCUCAAAGACUAGGUGGGACACACACAAGUCAGACUAGAUAGUAGAGCUCUAGUCUAGCUCAUGCUCAAAGACUAGGUGGGACACACACCGUUGGACUAGAUAGGACAGCUCGAGUGUAGCUCAUGCUCAAAGACUAGGUGGGACACCCACCAGUCGGACUAGAUAGGACAGCUCUAGUCUAAGAUCUAAGUCUCAGAUCCAAUCUUAUUUAUCCUCUAAAGGAGGAGGCAGGUCCAGACAGGAAAGGUCUUGGUCAUGGUAGCUCACGCUCAAAGACUAGGUGGGAGACACACCAGUAGGACUGGAUAGGACAGCUCGGGUGUAGCUCAUGCUCAAAGAGUAGGUGGGACACACAAGUUGGACUAAAUAGGACAACUCUAGUCUAGCUCAAACACUAGGUGGGACACACACCAGUCAGACUAGAUAGGACAGCUCUAGUCUAAGAUCUAAGUCUAAGAUCCAAUCUUAUUUAUCCUCUAAAGGAGGAGGCAGGUCCAGACAGGAAAGGUCUUGGUCAUGGUCAUGAACUAGACUAGAGCUGUCCUAUCUAAUCUGACUGGUGUGUGUCCCACCUAGUCUUUGGGCAUGAACAAAUGAAGGCGAAACGUCCUCUAAGGCAGCCUGAACAGUCCAGUUGCGAUCAACUGAAUGCCCUGAGAAUACAAUGAGCUGGAUGACUGAGAACAUUCACAGGCAUAAUAACAUGAUCACUGUUUUGUGAUUGAUUACGACCUAUUAUUAGUAAAAAAAAAAUAAAAAAAAAGCAUAUUUAAGCAAAUGUUACAUUGUUUGGACUUAAUUAAGCAUUUUCAAACAUGACAUUCUAAAUGAACUAAAAUACAAAUACAGUUUAUGGCAAUACAAGACGUUAAUGAACUGUAGUCUACACUGGCCACUAGGUGUCACUAGUAACACGCACCAGACGUGAACGCUAAUAUUAUUGUAUGAUUAUCUCACAACAGUCUUAUUUAUGUCCUAAAUGGCUUAUUUUCUCUGACUGUAUCUACUAUAUUGGGUAAUACGAGUGUAAGGUGACUACAGGGGUGUUAUUUCAUGUCUCGAGGGCUCUAAUAAUGGUUAAAAAAAAAACGUAUUUAGAACGUCAUAAACAGGUUUUCUAUGCUCUAACUACAGUAUUCCAUUUAUUAAUAUUGGAAUUCACUUAUCGUGUCGGGUCUGGAACCAAGUAACGGCGCUAAACGAGGGACUACUGUAAAUUCAAACUGUAUUCUUGAGGAGAGAAUAAAAAUAAAGC